Geodia barretti is the source of this 887-nucleotide messenger RNA. Lineage: Eukaryota; Metazoa; Porifera; Demospongiae; Tetractinellida; Geodiidae. The record is from the annotation of a GenBank genome assembly.
GCAACAAUCGAGACAUGGCACUGUCGUUGCUUAUCUUCGUCGCACUACCGACUGCUCUAGCUAUUCCGGUUACGAUGCCUCCUCAGAGUAGCAAUGGUCCUCCCCUUCCUGGCUCCUUCCAAGGUUUUCUCGACACUCACGUGACGACUCCCCCACCAGCCAACAUUGACGAUGGUGGUGCAAUUGGCUUCCAUCUACAACUGGGCCACAAUUCCACAGUCAGCCCUGGACAAACCCUCCAACUCAGCAACUACUUUGGGGUCAAGAGAGGGCUCCAUGCAACGGGUCCACUAGCAUUUGAGGCCUACAACGGUUCCUACUGCCCCCCAGUGAGAGGCUACUACUUUAUGGGAGCCACACUCCACCUGAAUUCCUCACUCAACCAAGACCCUACCAAAAAUGAGACUACUCCACUAGUCACAGUUAGCGUCUGUCUCUUUGGAUUCUGCUACGAUGAGAGAGUGGCAUCUCUGGACUCUUUCAGUUCUACUACUGGACUACACACAGUCUCAGUGACAGGACUUCUCUCACUAACAGAAAACGAUAGACUUGUGGUCCUUGUAAAGACAAACAGUGUCACCACGGCUGCAAUUCUCAAACAUUCCUCGUUCAUGGGUUUUCUCUGGGGGCGGAGUCGGUCCAAGUAACCUAGCAACGCUCAGUUCAUCCUCUCCACCCAAUCAGAACGUUCUCUGAACUCACUAACAUAACAAUACCACUGAUAUCACUUUCUGUUUAUCACAUUAUUGUUAUUUUCACUGGUUAUCAACAGCAAAAUAAUAUUUAUCUAUUUUCAUGACCAUGUGACACAGCAAAUUAAUUGUUUUUUAUUGAGAUGGAAAAAAACGCAUAUCCACACCAUUUCCAUAUGAAAAUUAGCAACAGCC